Molecule: messenger RNA, 10652 nt
Organism: Mustela erminea (ermine)
Lineage: Eukaryota; Metazoa; Chordata; Mammalia; Carnivora; Mustelidae
Gene: TASOR2
Product: transcription activation suppressor family member 2
Exons: 25
Coding region: 1456-9750 (2764 amino acids)
Biological process (GO): negative regulation of gene expression, epigenetic
Cellular component (GO): nucleoplasm
Source: RefSeq, a predicted model, not a curated record
CUCUCUCUGUCAAAUGAAUAAAUUUUUUUUUUUAAAAAAGAGGUACAAAAUUACUUAACAGUGUCCUUGUAAUAAAAUACAGUAGUGCGUUUAAUGCAGCCAUCUCACUGCAAGCUGAUAGUUUAAAGCACAGAUUAGGAGCGCCUGUGUGGCUCAUUCAGUUGAGUGUCUGCCUUGGGCUCAGGUCAUGAUCUCAAGGCUCCCCGCUUGGUGGGGAAGCAGACGCUUCUCCCUUUCUCUCUGCCUCUCCCCCAGCUUGUGCUCCCUGCCUCAAAUAAAUAAAUAAAACCCCUUUAAAAAAAAUAAAGCACAAAUUAGUAAAUCCAGUUUGAUAAGGAGCCAGAAAAAGGUCAGUUACUGUCUAAAAAUGACACCAUAUAAACUUUGAAAUAGUUCCAAUGAAAGGUGCAUAACUUGAAUGUGGAAAGUAUGGUCUCUAAAGAGUCUACGUAGCAUAGCAAGAGAGAAAACUUGGCAGAUAUAAGAUUAUAAGCAUCUAUUUGCUAUAUAAAAAUACUUUUUACUGUGAGGUUGGAUUCUGAGGAUUGUUAAAACAAUCUUCAAAAUUUGAAUAUUAAGUCCAAAAGUAAAUAUGCCACAGUUAAAUGAAAAAGUCAUAGUACAUGGGUAUGUCUCAUUUUACACAAUGGAUAUAAUCCUCUGGAAAUGUUUUUUCAAAAAACGAUUUCUUUUCCUUUGGAUAUACUAAAUACUCAAAGUGUGUUUGCUAUUUUAAAUAGUACAUAGUCAGUCUACAUGAUUCUUUAUGAAUUUAAGUGAAUUUUGUGAGUUAAGAUUUUCCUGUAUGUUUUCUAUAUGUACAACAUAAAGGUGGUAAUGAUUUUCUAGGAUCUCCUGAACAGAUUUUCCUCUAGCAAAUGCAGAUAUGGUCGGGAAAUGCAGGUACAUGUCUUUAGUAACUUUGUUAAAGCUUGAGCCAAAAGUAAAGAUGUCCUUAGGUCAGACCAAAUACUUCAUGCCCCAGAAUAGUUUUAUUUUUUGUAGGUUUUGUUGGGGCUGCCUGGCUUAGUGGGUGAGCACCCCAUCCUGACCACAAGUGCUGAUACCAGCAUCUCCCAGGGAUCUGUGGAGCACUCAGAAUCAUUCAGUAGACCUUCUGUUUUUGUAAAUCAUACAGCAAAGCCCCAUGAAACUGUAGCUGGUGCAUUUAUAUAGACGACAAUGGGAACGGUUUAUAGGGGCACCGAUUCAGAGUAAUUGGGGAUCACUGUAGUGUACACAUGUGAGUGUCAGAUUAGGUCUGGGACUUGCAAUCCGUCAUCAUUACAGCAUCAUUCCUGAGAGCCUGUGGGCAAGAUCCUCGAAGAAAUUGAAGCUGGGAGCACGCCCCGUAAAAGAGCAAACACCGGAGAGAGGGCAUUGGAAGACCUCAGAGGAAGGAAGACCAAGGGCGCUCUGCUUGUUCGACCACCCUCGAACUAGAUUGCAGCUCCCAUGAACCCCCGACCCGGUUCUGUGGCUGAGGUUCUGGGGUCUGCGCCUGCCUUCCGCGGGCUCGCGGUCGGCGGCCCUCGUUGGCUUUUAAAAGGUGCCGCCCCGCGCCGCCCCGGCCACCGCACUGGACUUCGCUGGUGGGAGGGGGCCGACAGGCCGGCGGCAGAGGCGCAGCCCCCUCCCCCACGCACCAUGAGCAUUUAUGACAUUAACAGAGGACAGGACUAUGUCGAGAAUUCUGGGGGUAUACUUGGUGAAAAUGAAUUAAGACCACCCUCCCAGCUACAUUCUCUCUUAGAGAAGACCGAGCCAGGGUUCAUAUCAGAAAAGAUUUUUGAGACAGUGUCCUUGAGUUCAGACUCUCUCUUCCAGAGGGCAGUUUCAAUUCUUCAUACUUCUUACUUGGACUCUGCAUCUGAGCAUGGUUUUCAGUACAGUCAAGUGACUUUGGUGAAAAAUGACAUUUUCUUAAAUGAGUACAAAACUUUCUACCAAGAAAAAAAAGCAAGUAAUUAUACUCAGGAAGAACUUCAAGAGACUUACGGGUUUCUUCUGUUUGAAACUGAAAAUCAGGCAAAGUCAGUAUGUCAGCGCGGACUCUGUGUGGGCUGCAGUACUGUUACCACGCUUGGUGACCCAGCCAAAGGUGUGUAUAUUUCCAAAUACUCAGACUAUCUUCAUGCAAGACCAUGGUAUCAUGGGAAGUCUGGUUAUGUUGUAAUUUUUAACCUAAUUAAGGGAAGAGUCAAGUUUGUGUCUGAGAAUUAUACCACUAACUAUACUAGCCCAUCUUCUGGCUAUGAUUGCCACGUGGCUGCAAAUACUAACAAGGUUUCUCACAAGACGAGUCAUUUUCGCGCAUUUGAACUGAGUCAGUAUUACCUCUAUGAAGUUUCAGGCAGCUCUGUUAUUGAGCGACCCAGGCAGGUCUGUCCUUAUAUUAUUGUAGCUUUCCAGUACAGGGAGCCUAAAAGGAUGGCAGCAUCAGCCCAUAAAAGCAUAUUUGAACUCAGUGAAAAUGCUCUGUCCUCUUCGUGGCAAGGCAAAUUAAUUGUUCAAGGCUGUCUACUGUGUGAUAUAACUCUUUGGUCCUCUGACGGUACAGCUAUUCCAACACAACUACCACACGAACUAGAUUUUAAGUAUGUAAUGAAAGUGUCAUCUUUGAAGAAAAAACUACCAGAAGCUGCCUUUAGAAAACAGAAUUACCUGGAGCAAAAAGUCUGUUGCCGAGAUUUGUGCUUCAGGACGUAUGAGGUGGAGCUGGUGAACAAACGCGGGGGAGAAGUAGAUAAACUAACAGAGUACAUCAAAAAUAAGCAAUUGGCAAUCAUCAAAUGCUUAGAAGAUUCGGGGCUUUUUAUCUUAUUUACUUCGUCAGCCUUAAUACCAGAAACAAAUUUCAGAGACGAGCAGAUGGGUCUGCGUGGGUUACAUUUAUCCCAUCCGUCCCUUCCAGCAGGGCUGAAAGAAUUGAAAGGUGAAGAUGACAUCUCAUCGAAGGUGACACCUAUUAUACCUGCCCUUAAUUGUGCCCUGCUAGAAGCAAAGAAGUCAUUUACUGAAGAAGGAGUCUGUCCAAACACAUUAAUAAAGCAUAGUUUCCAAGAACUGUGCAAGGCAGACAAAGGCCCUGCGUUGACUGCUGCUUCCCAAGAUGGAAUUCAAGAGACUACAUUCUUUGGCCAACUGUCCAAUGGCUUUGACUUGGCUCCUCCAGCAGAAAAGUGCCCUUUGCAGUCUUUAACUCAGUUGAAGUCUUAUUUUUCAGAUCCCAGUGGGUACGUUUUGGAAGUGUCUGCUGCGUUAGAUUUCUUGGCAGAGCGUCCUCAGUCCCCUUGCAUCUCAGAUGGAGUUUGUGAUGCCGGGUUCUCUUUAGUUGUGACUCCAGAUCCUGAACUUCUGGACUCCGAGGUGGAAGUAAGAAAAGAAACUGAAACCAAAAAAAACCCUGAAGAAAUGUCUAAAGCCAGGCGGGGAUCUCUGGUUCCGUUAAGUGCAGCAUCCAACCUGAGAGUUCAGCCUAAGAGAAAGGCAAGCACGCCGCCCUCUGUGCCGAGCAAAAGGGUGCACUUGUGCCGUCCCUUCCCCAAAAGAAAUCCCGCCGGAGCGAGCAAGGGUUCGAGCUCUCCAACAACUCUCAAGUUAGUUAAAGGACCGUUGCUUCCGAAAAGAAAAAGAGGUGCUGACGUGCUGGCUGCACACUUUGUACAGACAACCCAAUUGGAUCGGAAAAACCAAGACGCUCACAUUUCUAAUGAUGCUCCAGUGGCAACGAAUGCUAAGAGGGCAAGGAAACCAGAGAAAUCUCCAGUCAAAACUGUUCCAAGGCCUAAGCCUCCCGUGAAGAAAUCUCCACAAAAGCAGAGGGUAAACCUAGUAAAAGGCAAUCAGAAUCCCAGAAUCAGGAAGCAGCCACAACCUGCAAAAGGAGAAGCUGGUUCACAGCUUCCAUCAGAAAUCUCGUCGGUUGGCCGGGAGGAUGUUAUUAGCACCGAGACAGCUCCGACGGAAGACAGCUCGGUGGCUCCGAGAGAUCUGCCUGAGAACUCCAUGGUCACCUGUGACUCCCAAGCCCUGAAUAUGCUAGCUGACCUAGCACUGAGAGCCGCUACAUCUGCCACGCCUCCGUCUGAACCCAGACACUUGCCCUGUUCCUCUGAAUCACCGCAAAAUGAUGCUUUGCUUUCUAAAGAACAUUCUGUACGUGGUACAUCUGACCAUGAAUAUCACAGAGGAGUUAAAAAUCAAAAAUGUGGACUGUUACCUAAGCCUGCCUCUCAGAAAAAGAGUAGUCCGGCGUCCGACUGUCCCGUCAGCCAAGAGGAGGAGAGCUUGGCUCCCGCCAGUCCAGCCCCCGUGGCAGUCCCAUCAGCCCUUCCCGAGGAGACACUGGAAACCCAUGAUGCAAGCCAAAGCUCUUUUGUUGCCGUGGAACAUUCCUAUGCCCUGCUCCUUGCGGAGCAUUCGAAGAGAUAUCUACAGCAGAGAGGGAUCCCCAGCCCCGCUUUCGCCAAGAACGGCCCCAAAGGCCCUGAAGCGGGAACCCCCGUGGGGAAAGUGAUGCCGUUCCGGCACCAGCAGAGCACCUCCCCGCUGCAGAAGCUGUGCGAGGACCCGGCGCUCAAGCGCAGGGGUAGGCUGCUGUCCUCCAGCCUGAGGGACUCCCGUUGCUCUCAUACCGUGUUCAGCUGUGACGGCUCCUAUAAGGUCACUUUCAAAUGUGACACAGAAUAUGUAUUCAGCUUGGACAGCAAAUAUACCAACAACCCCCUGGAGAAGACUGUCAUCAGAGCACUGCAUGGGCCCUGGAACACUGACUUGCCGGAUAAUGUGGAAGAGGUGAAGCUUUUACUGCACACGUGGGUAGCUCUGUUCUACGGCAAUCAAAACAAAGUCCUCCGGUCAUCCCGAAAAGUGGUAGAACACAGCAACCCAGCAAAAUACGUGUCUAUAAAUAGCACAUUAGAAUCUUUUGAAUUCAGUGAAAUCGAGGAGUCCUCCAGCGUGGAAAGAUAUUCUGUAGACCCUCUGUUGGAGACCAGCAAAACUCCCAGAGGUCGCGCUGCCGACGUUUCCUUCCCGGACGCGGACUCCUUGCUUCCCUUCAUGGAACCACCGCCCGCAGGAGGCUUGGAGUUCUGGGUACAGAAUGAACAGAAAGACACGUUUGCCAGAGAAGGGCAUCCAGAUCCCCCAGGAAGCCAGAAUUUCAUUUAUUCUUGUCAUAACGAGAUCAUUGGGGAAGCAGCUGAACGAGGCCCAUCAGAUAAGCUGGAGACUUCCGGUCUUGUUCUUGCUAGUAUUGGAAGUACCCAAGCUAAUGGACCUGCCAUUCCCGGCGCAGACAAAACCUUUGAGCCACUUGAUAGCACAGGAGCGACUUACAACGAUACUGUCACACAGACCACAUUCAGCAGGACUUACGAUGGGCUCGGCGAUCCGCUGGUGAUCUGUCAGAAAUCUGCAUACGGUGCCCUUGACAGCGCGGGGGAUGUCUUCCACACAGCGUCGCAAAUAGAACCCAGUGCUCUCCAGGGCCUCAUCCGGCAGAGCAGCCCCCUGAGCGGAGACUGUCAGCCUGCCCUGGAGAGGAAGGGUGAUCCAGAGUAUGUGAUGAUUAAUCUGGAACCAGUUACCUUCACUUUUGAAAAAAAUACCUACGUCCCAGUACAGACAGACGUCCCAGUGCAGACGGACGUUGUAAAUACAGGCCGCGAACCGACAGCCUUUCAUCCGGAGUGGAUUACACCGGUGUCACCUACGGGGAGUCUGAGGCAUCCUGCAUCUGCUUUUGAAAAGGCACAAACACAGGGCCUUAGGGACGGUCCCUCUCCCACAGUGUCCAAGCAGAAAGGUACUAAGUACCUUUGCGCCGCCUCACUCAGCGAAGAGGUACCUGCGGAAGAAAUGUGUUCGCUGCGAAAAGGGAUUCCGGUUCCAUCCGGCAGCUUGGUGGUGGCGGAGGCGUUGUCGUCCUUUGAAGGUUCUAAUUAUCCGGCACCCGGAGAAGAGACGAAGCCCUCUCAAGAGCUUUUCCUGCACACCCCGAGCCUCCUUGGCAUAUCUGCGGAAGAGAUCAUAGAGCCGUCCCAGGUGAAAGACGCGGUCUCGCCAGCCGCCUCUGCCGCCCUGGGACACGGUUCCGUGCGUGACCGCGCUCCGCCGGCGGGUGGCGCCGCAGUCGGCUCCUCGGAGCCCGUGCGGGACGGGCGCGGGCUGAAGAGUGAGCAGAGGAACUUUGAGUCCUUUCCUACCGCUUGUACCAAACAAACCGGCCUCUCAGGGAGCAGAGAGGAGGCCAGCCUGGAGUUCUCAGAGGAGGAUUCCGACAUCGACCUCACUCUGAUAUCGCCGCCCACCAGCCCCAGAGAAGGGGCGCCGGCGGGGGGACCGGGGGAGGCCCCCGGGGCAAGUUUGGAACUUCAGGACGCGACUGAAGAGAUCAUUGAGCCAGAAGAGGUGACUCUCCUAGAAGACCCAGAGGUAGAUUCUGCGAAUUAUACCUCCAUGUUCCCUACGAUGCCUGAGAAGUCGUUAGAGAGUAAGGAGAGGAAAGGUGACAGUUUACAAACUGUUACCUUAAUACUUUCUAAAGAAACUUGCGCCCUUGAGAUCGCAGAGGAAGUGAAUGUCACCUCAGACUUUCCUUUUGCUUCUUUAAUUGAAGAAGUGUCACCAGCUUCCAGUCCUGACCGCCAGGAUCCGGUCGAAGCAGCACAUCCACCUCAGGCCUUGUCUCUGUGUGGUCUGCAGCUGGCCACACUGGGUGAGGGAAAUGACAGAUUCUCCCGGAUGGGGUCUGUAAACUUGGCCUUGACGGAGAAAGAACAUUCUUUUGUUGGUCCUACUUAUCCGGUGGAACAAGAUAACUUAGGUGGAGUACAACAGCUGCAGAUCUGUGCCGAGAUGCCUGUCGUAGGAAGUCAGCAUCCAGAAAGAAGAGACGGCUGUCUGACCCUGCCUGGUGAGCUAACUGAGGAGAUUGGCCCAGGGGAGCAUGGCGAGGGCUUCUCUGUCUCAGAAAAGCUGCCGUUCCGUGCUCCGGAGCUGGGCCAGCCUGCCGUGACUGCCAGAUACGGAGAGGAUGUCAAGCUUUCUCUAGAACAACUGGUGCCAUCAGGAAACCCACUGCAGCCAGUUAGCAUCCAAAACAGGAAUUUCAGUUCUCUUGUCUUGGAGACCAAUGAGCCUCCAUGGAGUCCUACAAAGAUGAUUGAAAAUAAGUCUUUGGCAGACACAUUUGUUUCUACAACUGCUCCAAGUGGUACAGUGAAUGUGGCACUAAAAGAGCAGACCAGCCCUGAAAGUAUCGGGAAUCAUCUCUUCAGCGGUGGUGUGAAGACAGAUGAAGGCCUUUACCUGCAGGCUCGGUCCUUGAGCUCUUGCUCAGCUGGCGGGGCUGAUACACAGACGCGUGGGCACUCAGAGAGCCCCAGACUGGCUUUUCCCUCAGAUGGGGCUGCCUUACCCCGCUGUCCCAGACCCAUGGACACAGAGACCGGGGUCCAGACACAGGAAAUCUCAGUGGUCAAAAUGGCCAGUUUGCUUAAGAAUAGUGAUGCUGAGGCCAGGUUCCAUGAAGAAGUCACAGAUCUGGGAGGUGUUGACUCCCAGUCAAGCACCACAUCUCCGGAAGACAAACCAGACACAGUUCAUGUGCGGCAAGAUCGGGCAGUGUGUGAAACAAAAGAUCUGCUGGACGCUGGGCUUUUCCCCAUGUGUGUACCUGCGGAUUCAUACCAUAAAACAGCCAUCACUGGUGAAAAUACCAGUAGAGAGCCUUGUGCUUCCGUUGUUCCCCCGACUUGUGCCCCUCUUAGUUGUGGAGUCUCUGAAGAGCAGACAGCAAGUCAGGCCUCUGGUGAGGGGCUCAGAGCCGAGGAGGACUCGGGGACCGUGGGUAGAGACGUGCAUGUCAGUGUGAAUUCUGAGAUCCAGUAUGAGCCGCUUUCUGGAGAGUCUGAUCAGGACUCUUGCGGGGGCUGUAGAAAUCCCAAAUCAGAGGUAGAGAGUUCCUGCCCUUUGAGGUGUAGUCAAACCAAGAAAGAAGAAGAUACUUCGAAAGAUGAUUAUGACUCUUUCCCGAGCCUGAAUAACAGUGAUAAUGAAGAGUGGGGCUACUCUCCCCCUGCCCCAGGGCUGGAGACGGGCACUGCUCCCAGACACUGGCUCGUUGGGUUCAAGAAAGAAGACAGGUAUGUGCCCCCGUAUAUCCAGAUCCGAGACCUCCACGGCAUCCCCAGGACUUACGCUAAUUUCACCGUAACGAAAGAGCUGACAGAUACCACGAGAACUUUGCACAGCCUGAGGCGGCACCCCAAUUUCACUGCGAAGUGUGGCUUGCUCAGCUCCUGGACAAACACCUGGCAGGUGGCCGAUGACCUCACCCAGAACACUUUGGAUCUGGAGUAUCUGCGUUUCGCACAUAAGCUAAAACAAACGGUGAAGAAGGGAGAUUCUCAGCCUUCUGCCUCCUCCACCAGCGUCUUUGCAAAGGAGGCCCCUCUCCAGACGGCUGCUGGAGCUUUCCCUCUGACAAGAGUCCCCGAGUCCCCGGCUCUGCAGCUCGCGUCCCGGAGCCGGAGUCCCCUUGUGGUCACGGUGGUGCACUCGGGCGCCCGGCCGCCGAGCCCGCGCGGGAGAGGCCACGCGCCCGGCAGAUGGGACGCUUCUUCCUCGCGGAGCGAGAGCGGCGGCCCCGGGAGAAAUCCGCGGGCGGAUUCCGAGACAAACCAGGCGGCUUCAUUCCACCUCAACAGGCUGAGGUACAGCACCGGUUUCAGAGAAUCCCGGAAAGAUAUUUCACUUAUCCUCCGCGAAUACGCCGAAUUCACCAAGGCGGUGGCGAGCAGCAAGCCGGCGCUUUGCCCGGACAGGGAGCGCGGCGGGGCCCCCGGGGCGGCCGCCCCUCGCGAGCCGCGCGCCGCCUUCCCGCGGGCGGCCUCCUACGAGGACCUGGUCACGGACCUGUGCGCCAGCCUGCACGUCAGACUGAUGAGCGUGGUCAAGGAGGCCUGUCGGAGCCCCUGCCUCUUCUACCUCGUGGAGACCGAGGACCCGUCGUUCUCUGUGAGAGCAAAGAGCGUCCUGCGGAAAGGGGGCCACACGGAAGUUGAACCUCAGCAUUUCUGUCAGGCCGUCCACAGAGAGAAUGACACGCUCCUGGUCAUCAUCAGAAACGAGGACGUGGCGUCGCGCCUGCACCAGAUCCCCUUCCUGCUGAAGCUGAAGCACUUCCCCAGCGUCCUCUUCGCGGGAGUCGACGGCCCCGAGGACGUGCUCAAGCACACCUACCAGGAGCUCCUCCAGACGGGCGGCUUCGUGGUCUCGGACGACAAGAUCCUAGAAACCGUGACAUUAGCUCAGCUGAAGGACGUGGUCAGGACCCUGGAGAAGCUGAACGGACACGGGAGGUGGAAGUGGCUGCUUCACCACAGGGAAAACAAGAAGCUAAGAGAAGCCACCAGAGUGGACCCGGUCGCACGCAGAAAGAACUUGAUCCUGAAAUCCUGUCAGAGUGCAAGUCUCAUCGAACCGCUUCCUUACCACCAGUGUGACUCCCGAGCACCCACGAAAGCCGAACAUUUAAAAUGCCUGCUAAACCUGCAAAUCCAGCACGUCCACACCCGGUUCGCGGUCUUCCUAACAGAAAAGCCAACUGUCUCCAGAGAAGUUUUUGAAAAUAGUGGCAUCCUUGUUACAGAUGUAAAGCACUUCAUUGAAAACGUACCAAAAAUAGCAGCUCCGUUUAAGAGCAGCUAUUGGGGCGGAAUUGCUGUCAGUUUGGCCUAAGUGGGAAUUUCGGAAGGAGCCACCUGCUUCAGAGGAGCCCGUUUUUUCUGAAGGACACCAGUCGUCGCCUGCAGUUCACCGUGUUCCCAGGACGGAAGAGAACAUGCAUAAGUCCCCGUGAGACGGCCUCCUCUUUCUAAAAACCUUUCUUGAUUGUUCUGUUUAAAGAUGAAAUCAUCAAUUUUGUGUUUGUCCAGGUGAUCAGCGGGCCUAGGCCACGCCGCCGCCACCAACCAAUUCCGUUUCCUUUUACUUGAAAACUUUUUCGAUAAACAGCAGUUUUCUCAUAUUUGAAAAAUCACUGUUCUCCAACUUGAGAGUUUUCCUUCGUUUCUUUAUACCUUGUAAAAUCUUGGCCUUUGUUCACAGCGGGACGCCAGCUGUCCACAAGCGUUCGGCUGCAGUGGUCAUACUGGUUUAAAUUAUUUUCCAUUUUUACAGAGAGCCUUCAAAGCUAUUAAUUAAGCUCACUAUUAAAAAGAAUUUUACAAACACGUUUACUUAGUUGUAGCAAAAUAUAAGUCUGUUUUAACAGAUAGCUUUGUUUUUGCAUGUUCCUGUCUGAAAGGCGUAGGUAGUGCAUGUUAGUUUGUGUUCCAGGCUUCACCGCCCUCGGACAAGCUGGGAUCUCGCGCAGUGCACACGCGGGUGUUCUAGCAACACUACAGUAAGUUCUGUUACAGAUCUAUAAAUUGUCAGUUUCCACUUACUCACGUUUUGUAAAUAUUGCACUACAAAAAUCAACCCUCUAAGGAAGAAAAUCUUUUAUUUAUGGUAUUAAAUAAUUUCUACUUUAAUCUUUGAACUCAAAACCAAGCAAAAUGUAGAUACAUAGUAUCUAUUUGGAACAAAUUUUUGUAACUAAUUUGUUUCAUUUUUUUAAAUAAAGACAACUAAAAAAA